AUGUCUUCGGCUGAAACUUUCCUAUCCUCAAUUUUUCCUCUACUAGUAUCACUGAACGUGAUAGGCGUAUCGGAUUACACUAGAGACUCAACGAAAACACGUUUGAAACGCAGCAAACUUUUGACGAUCUACAUGAGAAUCAAGUCGUCUUUAGUGUGCGUAUUGGUGAUUUGCGGCAGCUUUUACGGACAGAUUUUCAAAGCUGAAACCGUGAUGGAAUUGUUGAUUUAUAACGUGAUGAAUUACGGAAAUCUCUUCUACGUCUUCACCGUCUACAUACUGAUUACGUGGAACUUCAAGAAGAUUGUACCGUUCUUCGAUGAUUUCGUGAAAAUCGACACAGAACUUGAAUGGUUGUUGAUGAAACCGGUCGAUUACAAAACUACUAUAAAAUCGAUUUACUUAUACUUUGCUGUUUCUUACGCAAUGACUUUUGUAGUGUUGAUCGUUCACGUGGUUAUUGGUACAGGUUUGUGGGAUUUCAUCGCUUACUUAAUUGGAAUUUUGGUGGGAAUUUCGAUGGAAUCUACUCUGUUUAGUAUAUUGAGAGAGCUGCGCCGAAGAUACGAACUCAUCAACGAGUGUUUAAUCAACUUAAGCAGUAAGCAAUUCGAAGAUGCUUUCGAUCGUUUGAAGAGACUCAAACUCGUGUACUUGAAGUUGCUUCAGUUCAGGAAAAUCCUUGGCGAUUUCGCUUUACAAUUUCUAAUCAAAUUCUGCAUGUCCUAUCUACUUUUCUUGUCUGGUUUGUAUAAUUUCUACGUUUUGGGUUUCAAUAAUUGGUUCAGUCAUUUGGUCAUUCUGCUUUGGAGUUCUAAAGAGAUUCUGGGUGCUAUUUACUACUUCGAUUCUGUUACGCAAGAAGUUUUGAAGACCAGAGUUUUGUACGAAGCUGCAAUGAAGACUUACGAUUUAAAUUAUCGUAGAAGAGGAUUGUUUCAUCUUCAGGUGCAAUUCGAGAACAAUUGCUUUUGGAUUUGCGGAUUGUUUCCAAUGAAAUGGAGUUUAGCGUUAAGUAUGAUUGGAAGCAUAGUGAGCAAUUUGGUGAUACUCAUUCAAUUCAAGAAGAUGACCAAUCAUUAA
Nicrophorus vespilloides is the source of this 1083-nucleotide messenger RNA. RefSeq lists its product as uncharacterized. The coding region runs from base 1 to 1083 and encodes 360 amino acids. NCBI's taxonomy places the organism in Eukaryota, Metazoa, Arthropoda, Insecta, Coleoptera, Silphidae. Gene Ontology annotation, cellular component: membrane. Gene Ontology annotation, biological process: sensory perception of taste. The transcript is spliced from 4 exons. The record is from RefSeq and is a predicted model, not a curated record.